Penaeus vannamei (Pacific white shrimp) is the source of this 762-nucleotide messenger RNA. Lineage: Eukaryota; Metazoa; Arthropoda; Malacostraca; Decapoda; Penaeidae. The record is from RefSeq and is a predicted model, not a curated record.
AUGGAAAAAGAAAAUUCCGAGGGGUGCUCGUUCACACAAGAAUCGUCCAAGUCUAGAAUCUAUAAGGCGUUCAAGAGUCUUGACUUGGUGUUUGAGGCGACAAGAUUACAGACAUUUAUCGACUGGCCAUUGGAAAAGCCAAAUCCUUCUGAACUAGCUACUGAUGGAUUUAUUUAUACAAGGACUAAAGAUUAUUGUACGUGUGUAUUUUGUUGGCAAUUAAUUCAGAUUGAAAUAAAUGAUAAUCCAAGACAAAAACAUGAAAGGAUUGCACCUUUUUGUCCCUUUAUUAGGGAUCAACCGGUUGGUAAUGUUCCCAUCAAUCAGAAUACUUGCGGAACAAUUGUGACUAAGUCUUAUCCUGAAUGUGAUCGCCUGGGUGUUUUUAUCAAACGUUGUCCACCAAAACGCAAGGAUUAUAUGUUAAUAGAAAAGAGAUUGAAAAGUUUUGAUGUUAACAAAUGGCCUGAUGAUCUUACACAAACAAGAGAAGAUCUUGUCGACGCAGGUUUUUUUUAUUGCGGUUUGAGUGACCACGUUCGUUGUUUUCACUGUGGAAAUGGUCUACGCAACUGGGAAUCUGGUGAUAUACCUUGGAAUGNUUUCCUCUCAUAUAUAGGCCGAUAUUAUUCGACACAGUCACACACUUACAGUGACACGAUUUCGUUGUUUUCAACUGUGGAAAUGGUCUACGCAACUGGGGAAUAUCUGGUGAUAUACCUUGGAAUGAGCAUGCUAGAUCCCACAUUGCCAUUAUGUUAA